AUGAGUCUGUCGAGGCGGGUGCUGGACCCGAACCGUCGGCGCGUCGAUCUAAGCGAUCAGCGCGGUGGCCUCACCGCCGGAGUCCUGGAGUCCCUGCGGACGUUCCUCCGCUACAACGAUCGCUACGUCCACCUCUGCGUAUCUGACAACGUGCUCGGUAGCGCGGCGAUCGCGGGGCUUUGCGCGCUCAUUAAACAACAUCCGCACCUGACCGCACUUGAGGCGCAGCACUGUGGUCUCCUGGACAAAGACUUUCGCUUCUACGUCGGGCCUGCCAUCUUGACCAUGACGCACCUGACCUUUGUGGACUUGAGCCGCAACUGCGGACUGACGGACGUGAGUGCGGAGACGCUUGCGCGCAUUCUUGUCGAAACAGAUGUGGAGACGGUGCGGCUAUUCGGAACGUCAUUGACCGAACGUGGGGGCCGAGUAAUCGCGACGGCGGCGGCCAACACGACUACACUUGUCAGCUGCGAGCUGCCCUUCACGGUCGGCAGUGCCGUCUUGGAAGAUAUCGAGGUCUGCACGCGCCGCAACCGAGCUCAUCGCGCCAUACUCCAAAAUGCCUCGGUGCAUUACACGCGUCUUCAGGUGAGGCGAAGUCGAUGGCCUUGCUCGCCAGCGCUCAAGCACAUGGAGGCGAAUCCGGUGGUUGCGAUAGAUGAGCUGCCCUCGCUGGAGUCGAAGCCGGGUGCAUCUCCGCGGUCACCAGCCAUCGAUGUUGCUCCGAAAGUGUGUUAUACUGAGACAGACCGGCAAUGGCGUGCCUGCAUUCACAAAGGGCGGAAGAACGCACUGAUGCAUACGGAGACGCUGCUGCCACCGUCGUUGUUGUCCUCGGUGCCAUCAGCUCAGGUUCCCUCCUCUUCCGCAGCCGCCUCUGUUGCCACCACCAAGGUUGCUUCGACAGCGUUGACGCGGAGAGGUAAGGCCACACCCGACUCGCUGGACGAGGUGACGAUGUGGGACUGGGCAGACCCCGCCAUGUCCACUACUCUUCACUGCCUUUACCUUCUCGAUCGUCAGGCCCAGCUCGCGCCGAACCGGGCCGCCUCAGCGGUGGCCGCACCAAACAUACAUGGACUCUCGCAUACGGGGCCGUCAAAGAAGGCGACGGGCGGCACCGUGCGCCUGCCCUACCUUUGA
Messenger RNA from Leishmania major strain Friedlin, 1146 nucleotides. RefSeq lists its product as hypothetical. Bases 1 to 1146 code for a protein of 381 amino acids. The record is from RefSeq and is a predicted model, not a curated record. The transcript has a single exon. NCBI's taxonomy places the organism in Eukaryota, Euglenozoa, Kinetoplastea, Trypanosomatida, Trypanosomatidae.